GGGGGGGGGCAGGCUUGUGUCUGCCCCCAGCCCUGGGCCCCCCCGCAGCUCCCCCAUCUCCGCAAUGGGGGUCCGGGCUGCCUGGCCCGUGCGAGGGGGACUGAGGCUGGGUCCUCGUGCGAGGGGAGCUGUGUCUGAGCCUUUGUGCAAAGAGGCCUGGGUCUGAGCCCUCGUGCAAGGGGUGCUGCGGCUGGGCCUUCAUGCAAGGUGGGCUGUAUCUGGGCCCUCGUGCGAGGGGUGCUGGGGCUGGGCCUGUGUCCUCGUGUGAGGGGCACUGCGGCCAGGGCCUUGUGCAGAGAGGGCUGUGUCUGGGGCCUUAUGCAAGGGGCGCUGGGGCUGGGCCCUGGUGCAAGGAGGGCUGGGGCUGGGCCUGGGUCCUCGUGCAAGGAUGCCUAGGUUCUGUGAGCAGGGCCAGCCGGCCCGUGCAAAGGCCCUCGUGAACAGAGGAGCAGGCUGGUGCCGAGGGGCACUAGUGCCAAGCCGGUGACUCCAGAGGCCAGACUGAGGGCAAGGCCACGGCCCCUGUGCCCCAUGCACAGAGCAGCCCUUACCACAGUCACCCGCCCCCCCCACUCCUGCGUUGCCGCGGCGAUGAGCCUGCCUCCGCCCGCCCGCCGGAUCCGGCCCUUCCCUCUCCCAGCUCUUUGUUUCCCUUGUGCUGCACCGGCUGCCGGCUCCCCGCGCUCCCCCGCGCGCCUCGCCACGCCCCCCCGCCCUGCCACGCUCCCCCCGCGCCAGCCCCACAGGCAGGUGCAGCCAGGUCCUGGCACCGGCGCCGUGCCCAGCCCAGCCCGGCCCCAGCCUCCCCAGCACAGCCCCGACUCCGGCGGCACAGGGCGGCGCAGCCCCGCACCCCGGUGCCCCCCUCCUCCUUGCUGCGACCCCCCCCCAGCAGCUCCUCCAUGUAUGACGACUCCUAUCUCCAUGGCUUCGAGGACUCCGAGGUGGGUUCAGCCGACUCCUACACCAGCCGCCCGUCCCUGGACUCCGACGUGUCCCUGGAGGAAGACCGCGAGAGCGCCCGGCGCCAGGUGGAGAGCCAGGCCCAGCAGCAGCUCGACAGAGCCAAGCACAAGCCAGUCGCCUUUGCUGUCCGCACCAAUGUCAGCUACUGCGGCGCACUGGAUGAGGAGUGCCCGGUGCAGGGUGCCGCCAUCAACUUCGAAGCCAAAGACUUCCUGCACAUCAAGGAGAAAUACAGCAACGACUGGUGGAUCGGGAGGCUAGUGAAGGAGGGGGGAGACAUCGCCUUCGUGCCCAGCCCCCAGCGCCUGGAGGCCAUGCGGCUCAAGCAGGAGCAGAAGGCCAGGAGACCAGGCAACGCCUCCGGCCUCGGUGACGUCGGGACCCGGCGAUCGCCUCCCCCCUCACUAGCGAAGCAGAAGCAAAAGCAGACAGAGCACAUCCCCCCCUACGACGUUGUCCCCUCCAUGAGGCCCGUGGUGCUGGUGGGACCCUCCCUAAAAGGAUAUGAGGUGACAGAUAUGAUGCAGAAGGCUCUUUUCGACUUCCUCAAGCACCGGUUCGAUGGCAGGAUCUCCAUCACCCGCGUCACGGCCGACCUGUCACUGGCCAAGCGCUCCGUGCUCAACAACCCAGGCAAGCGCGCCAUCAUCGAGCGCUCCACCACACGCUCCAGCAUCGCGGAGGUGCAGAGCGAGAUCGAGCGCAUCUUCGAGCUGGCCAAGUCGCUGCAGCUGGUGGUGCUGGAUGCCGACACCAUCAACCACCCGGCGCAGCUGGCUAAGACCUCACUGGCCCCCAUUGUCGUCUAUGUCAAGGUGUCCUCGCCCAAGGUGCUGCAGCGGCUCAUCAAGUCCCGGGGCAAGUCUCAGGUGAAGCAUCUCAAUGUCCAGAUGAUGGCAGCCGACAAGCUGGUGCAGUGCCCCCCGGAGCUCUUUGAUGUCAUCCUGGACGAGAACCAGCUGGAGGAUGCGUGCGAGCACCUGGCCGAAUACCUGGAGGUUUACUGGAGAGCCACGCACCACCCCUCGCAUGGACCUGGCCCUGCCACGCCACCCACCGCCAUCCCAGAGCUCCAGACCCAGCAGCUGCUGGGGGACCGGGGCAGUGAGCACUCGCCCCUGGAGCGCGACAGCCUGAUGCCGUCAGAUGAGGCGAGCGAGACAUCACGGCAGCCCUGGGCGGCCUCGUCGCCGCGUGGCUCCCGGCACCUGGAGGAUGAAUACACAGACGCCUACCCCGACCUGUACCAGCCACACCGGCACCGCCACAGCGGGCUGCACAGCACCAAUGGGCAUGACUCCCAGGACCGCCUGCUGGAGCGUGACGGCGGCCAAGGCCACUGGCAGCGCAGCCGGCCCUGGGCCAAGGACAGCUACUGAGGGACCCCCGCCCGGGCCUGGCAUCCCUGUCUCCAAGCAGCCCCGCAGGGCUCAGGGAGCUGCUGGGCAGGGCCCUGCGUGCCCAGAGCUUGUGUGUGCCUCCAGCUGAGCCACGGGCAGGGGGCACCUCCCCUCUUUCCCCCACCCCCAGCCUGCAUGGGUGUGACCCCUCCGGGCCUUGCGCAGGGUGGUAGGGGGGACACAAGUCAUCUCCCUGCAGGCGACCCAGCUCAGUCUCCCAGGAGGGUGGCAGCGCAGCACAGAGACCCUGAAGAGCCAGGACUCCUAGGUUCCACUCCUGGCUUGGGCACCUCCCCCUGUACCCUCUUCCCCCCCUCACCGCUUCGAGGGCCAGGGACAGGGCAGCCCCUGCCCGAGCGCGUCACCCUCCCUCUCAGAAUUGCACCCACGAAUGCACGUCCACCAACCGUGCCCUGCCGCCCUCUGCCGGACGGAGCGGGCUGGGGGGGGCUGGGGCCGAUCCCCGUGGUGCCGCAGCAGCGCCUUUGUUACACCUUUUGUAGAAAGCACCGAUCUCCCCGAUGACACGUCGCCCGUUUCAACAAGAACCUUUGCAGAUCA
Molecule: messenger RNA, 2927 nt
Organism: Alligator mississippiensis (American alligator)
Lineage: Eukaryota; Metazoa; Chordata; Crocodylia; Alligatoridae
Gene: CACNB3
Product: calcium voltage-gated channel auxiliary subunit beta 3
Exons: 13
Coding region: 903-2345 (480 amino acids)
Biological process (GO): neuromuscular junction development; calcium ion transmembrane transport; chemical synaptic transmission
Cellular component (GO): voltage-gated calcium channel complex
Molecular function (GO): high voltage-gated calcium channel activity; protein binding
Source: RefSeq, a predicted model, not a curated record